UUUUUACGCACGCCAAGCGCAGCAACGGGAGCUUCACGGCAGCUCGCGCCGAUACAUUCGCUCAGGGACGUAAAGCUUAAAAAUAUCUACAAAACCCGGCCGGCUGAUUCUUUCACGGGAAUAACUCUUGAUCACACGCAUGUGAGCGUGCACGCGUCCAGCUGGUAAAGCGUGUGUGGGGGGGGGAGAGAAGACCAUAUGCCAUGAUUUUGACACCGGCGCGGCUUUCUGCGCUUCUGCCCGCGCGACUCUGACAGAAAGUGUCUGGAUCUGCUCCUUGGAAACUGUUCACCAAAAACAAACAAAAAAAAACUGUGGAAAUAUUCUCCGGAUGGUGACGACGUGUUCUCACGCGAUUCGCUCAGUGCGAAGGACAGGGACUGGAAGACUUGGACCCGCUGCUUGUUGUUUGGUUUAAUGCGCGCAGGGAGUCGGAGAACGCGCUGCGACGUUCUCCACCUUUUUACACCAAAGGGUGCUUGUUGUUGUGGACACGCGCACCUUUGAGGGGGUUUGGUGAAUGGGGGAGACUUCGUUCUUUGUGGUUUGACACCGCUGGAACCGGGACUGCUGCUGGAGCGGGUGCGCAGAGCGUCGAAUCCUCCAGGAUAGUGUCUGUUUACAUGUCCAACCUGUUAUGACAAUGGAUUACUUUCUGCUGUUGUGCAGCGUCUUGCUGCCCGUGGUGUCCGCCGUGGAAGAGACGCUUAUGGACACAAAAUGGGCCACGACAGAAUUAGCCUGGACUGCACACCCAGAGACCGGGUGGGAAGAGGUGAGCGGCUACGAUGAUGCCAUGAACCCCAUCCGGACAUACCAAGUCUGCAAUGUACGUGAAAUCAACCAGAAUAACUGGUUACGCAGUGACUUCAUCCCACGCAAGGAUGUGCUGCGCGUGUAUGUGGAGAUGAAAUUCACAGUGCGUGACUGUAACAGCAUUCCUAAUAUCCCAGGCUCUUGCAAAGAGACCUUCAACCUCUUCUACUAUGAGUCCGACUCAGACUCAGCCACAGCCACCAGCCCAUUCUGGAUGGAAAACCCUUAUGUGAAAGUAGACACUAUCGCCCCAGACGCAAGCUUCUCUACACUUGUGUCCGGACGCGUAAACACAAAAGUGAGAAGUUUUGGGCCACUAUCCAAAGCUGGGUUCUACUUGGCCUUCCAGGACCUUGGUGCUUGUAUGUCGCUCAUCUCAGUCAGGGUGUUCUAUAAGAAGUGCUCCACCACAAUCGCCAACUUUGCAGUUUUCCCGGAGACAGCAACUGGAGCUGAGGCAACAUCUUUGGUCAUUGCUCCAGGAACUUGUGUCCCCAAUGCCCUGGAGGUAUCUGUGCCACUGAAGCUUUACUGCAAUGGAGACGGGGAGUGGAUGGUUCCUGUAGGUGCCUGUACCUGCUCAGCUGGUUUUGAACCCGCCAUGAAAGAUACCCAAUGUCAAGCUUGCAGCCCAGGUACCUUCAAGUCCAGGCAGGGGGACGGCUUCUGUGUACCCUGUCCAGUCAACAGCCGCGCCACCUCCGGAGCUGCUAGCAUUUGCUCCUGUCGAAACGGCUACUACCGUGCAGACACAGACUCACCUGACUCCCCGUGCACCUCCAUUCCUUCCGCACCGCGCAAUGUCAUUUCCAGUGUCAAUGAAACCUCGCUCUUGCUGGAAUGGAGCGAACCGCGUGACCUAGGUGGCCGCGAAGACAUCUUCUACAACGUCAUCUGCAAAAAGUGCCUGCCCGAGCGGAAAAUGUGCUCGCGAUGCGAUGACAACGUAGAUAUCUCGCCGAGACACCUGGGCCUGACCCAGCGUCGCGUGGCUGUCCGCAACCUUCAGGCCCACACGGACUAUAGCUUUGAGAUCCAAGCGGUCAACGGCGUUUCAAACAAGAGCCCCUCAACACCUCAGUUCUCGGCGGUGAACAUCACUACUAAUCAGGCCGCUCCAUCUGCAGUGCCCACGGUUCACCUGAUGGCAGCCACGUCCAACACCAUGAGUCUAUCCUGGCUGCCCCCGGAGAAACCAAACGGAAUCAUUCUGGAUUAUGAGAUUAAGUACCAUGAGAAGGAUCAGGGUGAAGCCAUUGCCCAUACUAUGACUGCCCAACAGAGCUCUGCUCGCAUUGAAGGUCUCAAACCCGGUACACCAUAUGUGGUACAAGUCCGUGCUCGGACAGUGGCUGGUUACGGGCGUUACAGCAGCCCAGCAGACUUCAGCACCAACUUGCAAGAUACCAUGGAGAAGUCACUGCAGGAACAGUUGCCGCUCAUUGUGGGAUCAGCCACCACUACUUUGGUCUUCAUCAUUGCAGUUGUUGUCAUUGCAAUCGUCUGCCUCAGAAAGCAGAGGAACGGUUCAGAAUCUGAGUACACAGAGAAACUGCAGCAGUACAAAUCCCCCAUAGUGACGCCGGGAAUGAAGGUCUACAUUGACCCCUUCACCUACGAGGACCCCAACGAGGCCGUGCGCGAGUUUGCCAAGGAGAUUGACGUCUCCUGCGUGAAGAUCGAGGAAGUCAUUGGCGCAGGUAACCCACCAAAGCUCCUGAGCUACAGGGGGAAGACUGCUAGUCACCUCCAGGCCAUACCGCUAGAGGACUUCACGCCAAGCGGAGAGUUUGGGGAGGUUUGCCGGGGUCGCCUCAAGCUGCCGGGCCGUCGGGAGAUCAUUGUAGCCAUCAAAACCCUGAAAGUGGGUUACACCGACCGCCAAAGGCGAGACUUCCUGUCUGAGGCAUCAAUUAUGGGCCAGUUUGACCACCCCAACAUUAUUCGCCUCGAAGGUGUGGUUACCAAGAGUCGCCCCGUCAUGAUUGUGACUGAGUUCAUGGAGAAUGGAGCACUGGAUUCAUUUCUGAGGCUUAAUGAUGGGCAGUUCACAGUGAUUCAGCUGGUUGGAAUGCUCCGUGGGAUUGCAUCCGGCAUGAAGUACUUGUCAGACAUGAACUAUGUGCACAGAGACUUGGCUGCACGUAACAUCUUGGUCAACAGUAAUCUGGUGUGUAAGGUCUCGGACUUUGGUUUGUCCCGUUUCCUGGAGGAUGACCCCAAUGAUCCCACCUACACCAGCUCACUGUAUUUCAUGCUCACCUACUCAUUCGCAUAUCCACAGGGAGGAAAGAUCCCCAUUCGCUGGACAGCUCCCGAGGCGAUUGCCUAUCGGAAGUUCACCUCAGCGAGCGACGUGUGGAGCUACGGCAUUGUCAUGUGGGAAGUCAUGUCGUAUGGCGAGCGGCCGUACUGGGACAUGAGCAAUCAGGAUGUGAUAAACGCCGUGGAGCAGGAUUACCGACUGCCUCCGCCUAUGGACUGUCCCACAGCGCUUCACCAGCUCAUGUUGGACUGUUGGGUGAAGGAGAGGAACCUACGACCUAAAUUCACCCAGAUUGUGGCCACGCUGGAUAAGCUUAUCCGCAAUGCUGCCAGCCUCAAGGUGGUCACGAACAGCACACAGUCCUCCGGGGUAUCCCAGCCCUUGCUUGACCGCUGCGUGCCGGACUAUUCCACUUUUACCACUGUGGGGGACUGGCUGGAUGCCAUCAAGAUGAGCCGCUACCGCGACAACUUUGUCAACGCUGGAUUUGCUUCCUUUGACCUAGUGGCCCAGAUGACAGCAGAGGACUUGCUUCGGAUAGGGGUGACGUUGGCGGGCCAUCAGAAGAAAAUCCUCGGUAGCAUUCAGGACAUGAGACUACAGAUGAACCAAACGCUGCCGGUCCAGGUCUGAGACGCGACAUACAGACUGAUGCAGUCAACGGACAAAGACAAAGGGGGAAGGAACUGAGCCAGAGAGAGAGCCAUUGGAAAACCUGAGCUGCCUGACCCAUCGGACGCUGUCAAACUGGCUUGCAGUGCCUCUGAUUUACUUUUUUUGGGGGGUUUUUGCGUUACUUCACCAACACUUCCAUUUGCUGUCCCUGUUUUUUGUUCCUCGUCAUUUUUGUUUUUUUGCUUUUUUUAUUCCCAUCCAGCUCUUUGAGUGUUUUUUUUUAACUAUUUUUUUUUUUAGAGGUGAGGAAGAGUGCAUUAUCCCACUCCUAUCCCGUGCGUGCUGCACCAGCUCUGGUGUGGACUGGCGCUUUCAUGCAUGUGCGUUUUUAAAUGAGGAUGGCCUUAACCUUGCGCCUCAAAUGCCCUCCUCACCCCGGCUCGAAAGGACAUAAUUCAUGAUAAGGAACGCCAGGAUAAGAACAAGCCUCCACACAGGCACACACAAACACAAAAAUGCGUUUUUGGACGCAAAGGAAAGUGAGGACCGGACUCUUUCCCCUCAAGUUGUUUUGCAGUGUGUGUGUUCUUCAUCUUCAUAUUGAAGGUGUGUUAUCUCAAAGGGCACUUGCUGGAAAAGGGUGAGGCAGAGGAAAUUCGAUCAGACAGGGGUCUAAGGUUAAGAAGGUUAUAAGGUCAGAGGAAUGCAGUCAAGUGUGUGGACACUUCUUUUAGCUGCUGGGUUUCCUCAAAAGUCCUGAAGCCGAUCAGGAUCCUUCCCUGCUCACCAGCUGUGGGUUUGUUUGUUUGUUUGUUUUUUUGUUUCCAUAGAACUUUUACUUUGAGUUUUCUUCACCUUCCAUUUUUCUUUUCGCACACUUUAUUUUUUUGUCAGAAUGGGAGAUUUUUGAUUUCAAAAUUGGCCGGUCAAACCUAAAAACUUCCACCGGACGCUACUUGCGAUGAACGGGAGAUGAGGACUGUGGCGACACAACGAAAAGACCGCAUGGCCUUUUAUGUGUUUUUUUUUUUUUUUGUACGUGCGUGUGCGUGUAUGUGAGUUUUAGUGUGGCUGAAUGUGCGGGUGUGCACAUAAAUAUAUACUGUACAAUACAGCUUCCGCUAUCUGCCACCGUGGAGAAUUAACGCAUGAACUAAACAGUGACAAGGAGUAAAUAUAUCUGAAACAAUUAUGCUAUAAUCUGUGGACAACUGUUAAACAUUUUAUAUUGAAUCCAAAAAUGGACUUUUGGCAUAUAUAUAUAUAUAUAUAUAUAUAUAUAUAUAUAUAUGAAUGAAGAAACUGAGCGAAACCCAUGAUGGACACCUUGCUUUCUACUUAUUGUUAGAAAUUAUCAAGAUUUUUGUUUUUAAUUUUUCUGUUCUUUUUUAAAUUUUGACAUCCUGCCCUUUGUAUUUAUUUGUACGUCACCUCCGUCACCAACAACCAAAUGGACAAGAGGCCGUUUGGGACUGUGGACUUGAAACAAUCAAACGGAAGAGAAGCUCCAUGAGGAUUCAGUUCAUAAAUUGAUGAUUAUUAAACCAACAAAAACUAUUGCAUAUAAAUUGGAUAUUGUAUUUUUGUUGUUGUUCUAAACAGCCUGUACAUGUUUUGUAACAAAAGUACAUCAAAUAACAUUAAGAAAAUGGUGUUUUAACAAAA
This is a messenger RNA of Thalassophryne amazonica, 5362 nucleotides long. RefSeq names its product ephrin type-B receptor 3-like. The transcript is spliced from 16 exons. Gene Ontology annotation, cellular component: plasma membrane; neuron projection. Lineage: Eukaryota; Metazoa; Chordata; Actinopteri; Batrachoidiformes; Batrachoididae. The coding region runs from base 638 to 3715 and encodes 1025 amino acids. Gene Ontology annotation, biological process: protein phosphorylation; axon guidance; cell surface receptor protein tyrosine kinase signaling pathway. Gene Ontology annotation, molecular function: protein binding; ATP binding; transmembrane-ephrin receptor activity. The record is from RefSeq and is a predicted model, not a curated record.